CUAUUUUAGCGAAUAUUUCUGACAGCACUGCCUGAUGCAAAGACCCAGCCACGUUGUGAAAGAUUUAUAAAGAUAGAAAAGCGUAUCUAAUAUAAAAUGGUUCUGGAUUUGGAUCUGUUUCGCGGAGACAAGGGCGGCAAUCCCGAUGCCGUGCGCGAUAACCAGAAGAAACGCUUCAAGGAUGUGGCGCUGGUGGACACCGUCAUCAACAAGGACUUGGAGUGGCGUCAAUGCCGGCACCAGGCCGACAACUUCAACAAGGUGAAGAACAUCUGCAGCAAGGUCAUCGGCGAGAAGAUGAAGAAGAAGGAGCCGGUGGGGGCCAUGAGCGAGGAUCCGCCAGCGGACAUCAACCUUUCGGAGAUCGUAGCCGAGACCCUGCAGCCUCUGACGGUGAGUCAGAUUAAGCAACUGCGUGUGCUUAUUGACGACGCCAUGGCGGUGAAUCAAAAGACACUCGAGCUGGCGGAACAGGCCAGAAACACGGCCCUCAGGGAGGUGGGCAACCACCUCCACGAGUCGGUGCCGGUGUCGAACGACGAGGAGGAGAACCGCGUGGAGAGGACCUUCGGCGAUUGUACGAAGCGCGGCAAAUACUCGCAUGUGGACCUUAUAGUGAUGAUUGACGGCAUGAACGCUGAGAAGGGAGCCGUGGUUUCGGGCGGUCGUGGCUAUUUCCUGACCGGAGCCGCUGUCUUUCUGGAGCAGGCACUCAUCCAGUACGCCCUGCAUUUGCUAUACGAACGAAACUACGUACCGCUCUACACGCCCUUCUUCAUGCGCAAGGAGGUCAUGCAGGAGGUAGCCCAGCUCUCACAGUUCGACGAGGAGCUCUACAAGGUGGUGGGCAAGGGCAGUGAGAAGGCCGAGGAAGUGGGCGUGGAUGAGAAGUACCUCAUUGCCACCUCUGAGCAGCCUAUUGCCGCCUACCACCGCGACGAGUGGCUACCAGAGGCUUCGCUUCCCAUUAAAUACGCUGGAUUGUCCACUUGCUUCAGGCAGGAGGUGGGUUCCCAUGGACGGGAUACGCGCGGCAUUUUCCGCGUGCAUCAGUUCGAGAAGGUGGAACAGUUCGUACUCACCUCGCCGCACGACAAUAAGUCCUGGGAAAUGAUGGACGAGAUGAUCGGCAAUGCCGAGCAGUUCUGCCAGACGCUGGGCAUUCCGUACCGCGUGGUGAACAUCGUUUCUGGAGCACUCAAUCAUGCCGCAUCCAAGAAGCUGGAUCUGGAGGCCUGGUUCGGCGGCAGCGGAGCCUACAGGGAGCUGGUCUCCUGCUCUAAUUGCCUGGAUUACCAGGCACGUCGCCUUCUGGUGCGUUAUGGCCAGACCAAGAAGAUGAACGGCGUGGACUACGUGCACAUGCUGAAUGCCACAAUGUGCGCUGCCACUCGCGUCAUUUGCGCCAUCUUGGAGACGCAUCAGACUGAGACGGGCAUCAAGGUGCCGGAGCCAUUGAAGAAGUACAUGCCGGCCAAGUUCCAAGAUGAGAUUCCGUUCGUCAAGCCAGCCCCUAUUGAUCUGGAGCUGGCUGCUGCCGCCGAAAAACAAAAGGGCAAGAAGGACAAGGCCAAGAAGGAUCCAGCUGCUGGCUAGAACUGAAGUCGUCCACUCAACUUAAAUUGCUAAACUAAGCUUGCAGUCCCAAAAUUCUUGUUACCUAUCCACUUAACUAAUAUUUAUGGCAUUUAUAUAAACUUUAUACAGAUUAAACU
This is a messenger RNA of Drosophila serrata, 1715 nucleotides long. RefSeq names its product Seryl-tRNA synthetase (gene SerRS). The record is from RefSeq and is a predicted model, not a curated record. Gene Ontology annotation, biological process: seryl-tRNA aminoacylation. Lineage: Eukaryota; Metazoa; Arthropoda; Insecta; Diptera; Drosophilidae. Gene Ontology annotation, molecular function: serine-tRNA ligase activity; ATP binding.